This is a messenger RNA of Botrytis cinerea B05.10, 1497 nucleotides long. RefSeq lists its product as hypothetical. Bases 167 to 337 code for a protein of 56 amino acids. The record is from RefSeq and is a predicted model, not a curated record. NCBI's taxonomy places the organism in Eukaryota, Fungi, Ascomycota, Leotiomycetes, Helotiales, Sclerotiniaceae. Gene Ontology annotation, molecular function: structural constituent of ribosome; zinc ion binding. Gene Ontology annotation, cellular component: cytosolic small ribosomal subunit; ribosome. The transcript has 3 exons. Gene Ontology annotation, biological process: translation.
GACAUCAGGCCUCAGACUAAAAACAUCAUUUGUGCGAAACUUCGCUUAGAGUUCAAUAAGCCCUUCCAGUCAAUUUGAACAUUACGAACUCUACGACAACAACGAUUUUCGCAAACUCCAAGCACUCCAACACCGCCGACAACAGUCCUCGCCAAAAUCAGACAAUAUGUCUCACGAAUCAGUUUGGAUGUCCAGACCCCGUACCUACGGAAAGGGAUCCCGCGAAUGUCGCGUUUGCACCCACAAGGCCGGUUUGAUCCGCAAAUACGGUCUUAACAUCUGCAGACAAUGCUUCAGAGAGAAGGCAGCCGAUAUUGGAUUCGUCAAGCACCGUUAAAUUCACCACACCUUUAAAAUUGACUCAUCGAAAACGGAACGAUACGAUCACGAUGGGUUUGUGGAGAGAAUCAAAUUAACAUGGCAUGGAGUUCUGGGCUUUUGCAGGAAAAGGGAUACGAAAGAGGACAUUUAUGGUCAGACUUUAGAGGGCAUUUUCAAAUGAAGGGAGGAACGCUUAUGGACACUCGUGUGCUGAGGCAGCUCUGCGAUGGAUUGUUCUCAAGGUUAUGACACCUUUUCAACUGCAUUGAUCUGGAAUGGAGAUGGUUCUUUUUCCUAGGGUCAUUUGAGCUUAUGUUCAUUUGGCUUCGGCUAGGAAGUAGCUUUCUCGGAAUAUAUCAGAUCGUUUUCCUUGAGACAUUAUGGAUUCCUCCGAUUGUGCAUUCUGAAGUGAGUGAAUGAUUAUAUCAUAAACAUGGGAGAUUCCAGGUAGGGCAGAAGGUCAAGUGGCCUUCCAUUAGAUCUAAUCUAGUAAGUGAGGACUCGAGAGGUUAAUCCACACGGCCCAAAUUAAAUUUGCCUGGUCGAAUCCACCAUUUUGUCUCCAUCUUCAAUCAUAAAUACGGCCCAGAUAUCCUCACAUAACCUCAUUUUUGGGGUAUCAGCGAUUCUCAUCAAUCUACCGAGAACGAAAGAUCCAUCUACAUACAUCUCUGGCCAAAAUCACAAUUCUGCUCUUACAUUCCUUAACAUUAGGAGUAUGGCCCAAACCUUUGCCCUUCUGGUUCCUUCAAACAUACCACACAUUUAUCAAGCCACAAAAUAAAACAAUGAUUCGCCUAGGAAAUCUAUGCCUGCCAAAAGUGCCAUUCUAAAAGCAAGGUGGAAUACUGAAAUUUGUGAGACUUAUAUAUCAACGUCGAGUGGGCUAUUGGUUGAAUUUCAUUAGGGUUCUUGUCCAUGCCAGGGAAACGUCGACAGAAUCUAUAUUCCAUUGCACAAUGAAUCUUAAGUGGUAGUCACGUUCCAAUAAUCACAUUGUAAAAUCUAGCACUAUCAACACGAAAAGGGCCCUUUCCCUUGCAACGUGGGAAGAUAUCCUUGAGCUAUUUUGUUAUUUUUAUUUCGCCGGUGCUAUUUGUGCCCAAUCACACUACUAAUCGACGAGAAGUUCUUUGUAUCUAAUGGUCAACACAUAGAAUGAUUUGAUACUCAACA